Dermacentor albipictus is the source of this 1232-nucleotide messenger RNA. RefSeq lists its product as uncharacterized. The record is from RefSeq and is a predicted model, not a curated record. Lineage: Eukaryota; Metazoa; Arthropoda; Arachnida; Ixodida; Ixodidae.
GCCUGAAGUGGACUCCACCCAUGCUUCCUCGUGGGAAGUAACAUCUAAAAGGAAGACAAAGAAUUAAAGCGCCUUGUGGCACCGGCACAACAGCCGCGCGAUGGCCACCAAGAACAUCCAGGAGGCGGCGCGUGGCGGCGGCCAUGUUGUCAUCGCCGUUCCUGCCGAGACGGCGGAAGUCCAGGCGGCCGCCACGACAGGCGGCGUGCAACGCCGUAGUCGGCCGGCGGCGGCAGCACCAGCGGCCAGGCCGUCGGCUCCCUCGGAUUUCGCGCUGCUUGAAGAGGCUCAACGACGCUGCACAACUGUGUCGCACAGGCAGCGCGUCACGCAGUGCGCGUUCCGCGUUCUGCGAAAGGUGCUCUUUGCCACCGGGGCCUUCCUGGUGGUUGGCUUCGCCACGCGCGCACUCACCGAGUACCAGACGCUGGGCGACGACCUGAUGAUUGCGGGCGUGAUACUCGAGCUCGCCAGCUGGGCCCUUCUCCUGUGCACGUGCACGGAGCGGACGCGAGCUUUUCUGGCUUCUCUGCUUAGGUUGAGGCCGCGUGGAAGGAAGCUCGAGAUCUAGCCGUGCGGCGACGCGCCAACGGUGCGAGGCGGCCAUCGCCGCGUCUCCGUGCGACUUCAUCUGCGUGCCGGUGGAACAAGGACCGAUCGGUAUCCGCGCACGGACUGCGGACAAGAUUGUCGUACAGGUCCUCCGUUGACAGGCGACGUUUUGCGUCCCGAACCGAAAUUGGGAGCCAUAUGCCUUAUUUACACGUUUAUUCGUAGUUGUUUUGCGCCUUGUGAACCGAAAUAACUCGGUCUGUAGUGAAGUACAGUGCUUGCGGGUCACGUGUCUCAGGCCUGGAUGUAUACGGCCUUUUUACUGCGCGUUCCGAGUGUCGGUCGACACUUUCUUACAAGAUCUUAAAUUGUUUCUACUGGUAAGAAGUUCCGUAUGUACGGGGCCUUCCUUGCGCAGCAGACUUGCGCACUCUACUUAUUUGCUUUUCAGUGUUGUAUAUACAUCCUAUAUAGCUACCGGGCCCAUGUGGCACUUCUGAACCACAACAGGGUCACGUCCAUUGCGCGGUGCCAACUCUUGACUCUCGCUCGUAAACAAACUCCCACGAUAAACUCACGCAAUUACGGCAAUAUGCAUGUUGGAUGUAUGUCAACACUCUUCCCCCUUAGAUAUAUGUAUAUAUAAGCGAAGAUAUAAAAGAAAAAAAAAACAUUGGUUG